GUCGCAAACGGGCCACCGAACGAGCAGCAACUCCGUACGCCUCAUUUUGUGUGUCGUGUCGUUUGUUUCCGAAAAAAAAACAAAAAAACAGUCGGUGAAAAAUAGAUCGGAAAAAGAAAUUUGUGUGUGUAGCCCCGUAAGCCUAAUGUAAUUAGGCUAUUGUAUACUUUUUUUUUCUGGAUUAAAUUGAGUGUGUGUUAUUUUUUUUUAAAAGUGAAAUACGUUUAGCUAGUGGAUUUUUUGAAUUCAAUUUUGAUGGGAGAUGUUGAAUCACAUUUAACGGACAUGUUACGGAUGUGUGUGUUUGUGACAUCGCAAAAUGCUCGACUCAUUUUCAGUGCCCGUGUAACGUCAAAAGUGAUUGACUGUUGACUUACACACGUGAAUAUUCUGCCAACGACGGGAUACAAAUUGGGACAUUUAUAUUUCAAAAAAAAAAAGAAAUCGAAUUGAAUUCGCCUGAGCUGCCGAGAAAAAGAGAAAAAAAAAAUGAAACCAAAACAAGAAUUGACGAUGGAUAGUAAACAGGAGCGGCGGGAUGGCAGGGCGCAACACAUCAAGUGUCAGAGAAGAAUAGCAGAUGAUGCCGUUCAAACAGACUCUUUGUUAUCGUACUCUUCCUGGUGGACGAUGAUGAUCCUGCUCGUUCUACACGCUCCUCUACCAGCGACUUGCAGCACAGCCAUCGGCAACUGGAUGAACCUCGGAGUCCAGGGCUACGAAGUUUGGAGGAACCCGCAACUUUACAUGGUCGGAGCCCAGCCGCUUUGCACGCAAAUCCCUGGAUUGUCUCCCGGCCAGGCGAAACUGUGCCAACUCUACCAGGAUCACAUGAGCUCGGUGGGACGAGGCGCCAGGGCCGGUAUCGCCGAAUGCCAGUGGCAGUUCCGCUACAGGAGGUGGAACUGUUCCACCGUCGAAGAUUCCACCGUUUUCGGGCCCGUCUUACAAAUAGGGAGUCGUGAAGCGGCUUUCGCCCAUUCAAUCGCCGCCGCCGGUGUCGUUCACUCCAUUUCACGCGCUUGCCGCGAGGGUCAGCUCUCGUCGUGCGGCUGCUCCAGAGCUCUACGACCCAAGAAUUUGAAUCAGGAAUGGAUCUGGGGCGGUUGCGGAGAUAACAUCGAAUACGGUUACAAGUUCACGCAAGGCUUCGUCGAUGUCCGCGAACGCGAGAAGAACUACAAACGGGGCUCACGCGAACAAGGGCGCAGUUUGAUGAACCUCCACAAUAACGAAGCUGGACGUCGGGCGGUGAUUAAGAAAGCGCGUGUCACAUGCAAAUGCCAUGGCGUCUCUGGCUCAUGCUCUUUGGUAACGUGCUGGCAGCAACUGGCGUCGUUCAGAGAGAUCGGUGAUUUCAUGAAAGACAAGUAUGACGGUGCCACGGAAGUGAGAGUUAACAAACGAGGCCGUCUUCAGGUCAAAAAUGCCCAGUACAAUUUACCGACUGCCAACGAUUUAGUUUACCUGGACGAAUCACCGGAUUAUUGCUUGCGCAACAAAACCAUCGGAUCUUUCGGUACUUACGGCAGGCCGUGCAACCGGACGUCGGCCGGCAUGGACGGCUGCAAUCUCAUGUGCUGCGGACGAGGCUACAACACGCUCAAGACUACGGUCAAGGAGCGUUGCAAGUGCAAGUUCCACUGGUGCUGUCACGUCGAGUGCAAAACUUGCGUCAAGACGGUCGACAUUCACACCUGCAAGUAGUAGUUGAGAAACAAAACAAACUUCAAGAAAUUACGAGGAAAAGUUUUCUUUUUAAAGUAUACAAACUAACUGUCCUAAUUCAUUUCUUCCUUCUCCCUCUCUUUCUUUCUUUCUGUUACUCAAACACAAAACAAAACAUUUUUUGCAUAUUUCAUUUAAAACACACACUCACUCUCCCUCACUUUUUGUUUUACCAUUUCAUUUUCGUUUGAAAUAUUUGGCUAAAUAAUGAAUUCGGUUCGUAAUUAUUCUUAACCGUUUCGCCGUUUUAUCACUCGAUGUGUAUUAUAAAAGAUGACGUGAUUUCUGUGCGUGUCGAUUCACGUUUGGGGCAGGAGGGAAUUUGAAGAAAACACAGCAACUCUCUUUAUUUUUUUUCUUCCUCUCAUGUUUCUGUUUGUGACUUCCUGUACGUUUAUUUUUAUUCUUUCAAUGUGUCGUUUAACAGGGCUAACUUUCAACAUUGCCGUGUGUUUUAACUUUUCCUUUUUCACGUUUCCUGUUCGCGCCAAUACUCGCCUUUUUCGUCAAUGUGUAUACGCCGGUGUGUUUGUUCGAAAAUGUGUGACUGUGGAAACUAUGUGUGCAAGUGUUGAUUGACUGAUUCGAUUAUUUAGGAUUUUUUUAUUUGUUUUUUGCUCUCUUACUAUUAUUAUUAUUAUUAUGAUUUCGUUUCCAUUUUUCGAAAAAAAAAAAGCCAUCAAGCCAAACGAACGAACGUUGCGAAUUUUUGUUUUGUUUUCCCCCUUUCAGAUAUGUUGACAACUUUGAUUUUUGAUUCAGUUAUUUUUUUUCCAUUGUCUCCAACAUUACAGACGAGUCGAAAGAAACACAACAAAAAAGAUAAAAACAAAA
Daphnia carinata is the source of this 2562-nucleotide messenger RNA. RefSeq names its product protein Wnt-5b-like. The transcript is spliced from 9 exons. Lineage: Eukaryota; Metazoa; Arthropoda; Branchiopoda; Diplostraca; Daphniidae. Gene Ontology annotation, molecular function: cytokine activity; frizzled binding. Gene Ontology annotation, biological process: canonical Wnt signaling pathway; multicellular organism development; cell fate commitment. The coding region runs from base 490 to 1707 and encodes 405 amino acids. The record is from RefSeq and is a predicted model, not a curated record. Gene Ontology annotation, cellular component: extracellular region.